CAAUUUGUCCCGCCUCAACGCUCUCCUCUUUUAAAACACUGGUCUCAUGUAUGAUGUUGAAGCAAUUGGACUAUAAAUGCGUAGGUCUGCAACGACUGAGAAUCACCUGAUCCUAGAACCCCUCUCCCAAUUAUCAGUCAGCUAAUCACAAUGACGACUUCUGAUACCAAAUUGAGCAUGAAGCUUUUGAUCGAUAGCGAGGCUGGCAAAGUACUAUUUGCAGAGGCUGAAAAGGAUUGUGUUGAUUUCCUCUUUCACAUUCUCUCGUUGCCUGUGGGUACUGUCAUUAGGCUUCUUAAGGAAAAAGGAAUGAAUGGGUGCUUGCCUAACCUAUACGAUAGCGUGGAGAAUCUGAAUGACACCUAUAUUCAGUCAAACCAAGGCAAAGAUAUCCUUUUGAAACCCAACUCUUCAGUCGGAAUAUGUUCAGUUCCUUUUCUGUUGCUUAAUGACGUUCCGACGACAGAGAAGAUUUUUUAUGGCGGUUCCAAUGGCAGCUGUUGUUAUAAUUCUGAUAACGGCUGUUAUGUUCGUGAUGAUUACUGCAGUUAUGUUUGUGAUGACCCUAGUGCAAGAUGCCCAAGGUGUCAAAAUCUUUUGACAAAAAGGUUGACGUAUGUUGCUCGACCGACAGUGGAUGGAGCUGCUGGGAAAGCUGCAAGGGGUUUUGUGAAGGAGGUGGUGACAUACAUGGUGAUGGAUGACUUGGUCGUUAAGCCUAUGUCCACCAUCUCUAGCAUUACACUUAUCAACAAGUUUAAUGUCAAGGGUGUUGGUGUCCUGCGCGAGAAAGUGGUAGAUUUUGGAAUGGAAGAGGCACUGGAGUUGCUGAAAGCAUCUUUCGAGUUGAAAGCAGUUCUGACUAGUGUUUUCAUGAGCCGUGUAAAAGGGGAAAAAUAGUUAUAUUAGACAUAAUGGAAUUGGAUGUUUCAGUUUAGUAAAUUGCCCUUUAAUGGCUUUCUUUUGUUUCAUUUCCCGCUAUCGUUGAUUAUGCUUUGUAGGUUCUGUUGUCUAUGAUACAUCGCAAAAUCUUACUUUGUCUGGUU
Molecule: messenger RNA, 1046 nt
Organism: Lycium barbarum (goji berry)
Lineage: Eukaryota; Viridiplantae; Streptophyta; Magnoliopsida; Solanales; Solanaceae
Exons: 2
Coding region: 151-900 (249 amino acids)
Source: RefSeq, a predicted model, not a curated record